Fonsecaea erecta is the source of this 1002-nucleotide messenger RNA. Its product is annotated as syntaxin 1B/2/3/4. NCBI's taxonomy places the organism in Eukaryota, Fungi, Ascomycota, Eurotiomycetes, Chaetothyriales, Herpotrichiellaceae. The transcript has 4 exons. Gene Ontology annotation, biological process: vesicle fusion; exocytosis; intracellular protein transport. Gene Ontology annotation, molecular function: SNARE binding; SNAP receptor activity. The coding region runs from base 1 to 1002 and encodes 333 amino acids. Gene Ontology annotation, cellular component: endomembrane system; plasma membrane; SNARE complex. The record is from RefSeq and is a predicted model, not a curated record.
AUGGCGUUGCACUUCUGGGGCCAGGGCUACGGCACCUACAAUCCCUACGGACAAGCUGGGAAUCCUUACGCUCAAGGGGGCUAUGACAAUGAGGCAUAUGGCAGCCAGGGAAACUACAGCGAACGUCCGGAGCCUCAGCAACAAGGCAGCAGCUACUAUGCCCAGGAUGAACAGCGGCAAGGUGGUUAUGAAAUGCGAAACAUGAACGGCGCCGACCCCAACCGAAUCCUCAAUGAAUGCCGGGCCGUUGACCAGGCCAUUGAUGAAAUCGAGGCCGACCUGCAGCGUCUCAAGGGGCUCCAAUCACGGUACCUGGCCGACACGAACACGUCUGCCCAGUCGCCGUUGCGUGUGGAGGUCGAUCGCACGGGAGAGACCAUCAUGACAAAAUACCGCGGUCUGGUCAGCCGCGUCAAGGCUAUCAAGCAACAACCGGAAUCCGGCAACCCGCGCAAUGCCCCUCAAGUGGGAAAGGUCGACCGAAGACUGAAGACCGCGAUCAAUCAAUACCAACAGGUGGAGAGGGAGUUCCGAAAAUCGUCUCAAGAACAGAUGGCCAGACAAUACCGAAUCGUCCGCCCGGAUGCGUCAGACGCAGAAGUGCGUGAAGCCGUGGAAGAUCCCAACAACCAGCAAAUCUUCUCUUCUGCAUUGAUCCAGAGCGACCGACGCGGUGAAGCGCAGACGGUGGCGCGGAACGUUUCUCAGCGCCACGAAGAUAUCCAGAAGAUUGAGCGGCAGAUGAUCGAGCUUGCUCAACUCUUCCAGGAUCUCGAGGCCUUGGUGGUACAGCAAGAGCCCGCAGUCACCCAGAUCGAGGAGCAAGGCGAGCAAGUCGCAGAACAUGUGGCGAAGGCAAAUGUUGAGCUCGAGGGCGCGGUCGUCAAGGCCCGAGCUGCCCGCCGCAAGAAGUGGAUAUGCUUGGGCAUUGUUCUUCUCAUCAUCAUCAUUAUUGUUGUGGUCGUGGCGGUGGGUGUUACUGUUACGAACCAUUCUCAUUAG